Messenger RNA from Prorocentrum cordatum, 660 nucleotides. Lineage: Eukaryota; Dinophyceae; Prorocentrales; Prorocentraceae. The record is from the annotation of a GenBank genome assembly.
UUUUCCCGACGGCGCCAACUUGUGGACCGCCUCGGCGGACGUCGCGGACGCGUUCUACAGCGUGGAGCUGCCGCUCGCUUGGCGCCCGCGCUUCGCGCCGCCGCCGAUCGACGCUGUGAGGCUGGGGCGUGGUGCGCGCCUCGGGUGCGUCGACAACUUCGCCUCGCUCUCGCUGGGCCGCAACGCGCUCGAGCAGAUGAGGGGCGACAGGGUCGCAGAGCUGCGCGAGGGCGGCCUGCCUGUGCGCGAGGAGGAGAGCGCCGCGCUCCAUGCGCAGCUGCUGGGCUGGGUGAUCGACGGCGAGCGGGGCGCCGUCUUUCCGACACUCCGUAGGGCCUGGCGUUUGAUUUUCGCCGCGCGGGCGCUUCUGGGCACGCCGAAGGUCUCGGCCCAGCAGGUGGGGCAGGUGGUCGGCCACGGCGUCUUCCUCCUCAUGGUGGGGCGCCCGCUCCUGUCGAUCAUCUGCGCAGUGCGCCGCUUCGUCGUCGAGGCGGGGGUGGCCCCGCGGGCGUGGUGGCCUAGCGCGCGGCGGGAGCUGAUGUGUACCAUGGGCGUCGCGCCGCUGGCCCAGGCAGACCUCCGCGCGGAGCGGCUGGGCCGAGCUUGGUGCGCGGGCGCUCCCGAGUGGGGCUGGGGGGUGUGCGAGCGUGAUUUUGACAA